Messenger RNA from Lagopus leucura (white-tailed ptarmigan), 3347 nucleotides. It is a transcript of the gene PIWIL1, whose product is annotated as piwi like RNA-mediated gene silencing 1. The transcript is spliced from 21 exons. The record is from RefSeq and is a predicted model, not a curated record. The coding region runs from base 123 to 2726 and encodes 867 amino acids. Gene Ontology annotation, biological process: regulatory ncRNA-mediated gene silencing. Gene Ontology annotation, cellular component: P granule. Lineage: Eukaryota; Metazoa; Chordata; Aves; Galliformes; Phasianidae. Gene Ontology annotation, molecular function: protein binding; piRNA binding.
GGGAUGGGUGCUGCGUGAGGAGCCAGUGGUCUCUGGGGCCGUUUGGGUGGCUGUGUGCUGCAAAUAAAGCGUUUGCUGCUCCGCUGGUAAUGUAGUGAGUUAGUCUGUGUCGAGUUGGGAACAUGACGGGAAGAGCUAGAGCCAGAGCGAGAGGAAGGCCUCCAAGUCAGGAGGCUGCCAUUCCUCCUGUGGGAGCUGCAUCUACUCAAAAGACUUUGCCCAGUCAUCCACCUGGGCAGCAGCAGUCGCUGCAGCUGUGUCGUCCUCCAGCACUGGCAGAAGAACCUGGUGGCCGUGGGCGACAGAGAGGCCCUCAGGAUGCUCCAAAGACACUAGGAUUACAGAUUUCGGCAGGGUUUCAGGAACUGUCCUUAGCGGAUAGGGGCGGACGUCGUCGGGAUUUCCAUGACCUCGGGGUAAAUACUCGGCAAGCCAUAGAACACGUUCGAGAAUCAAAAACUGGCUCUUCAGGUGCUGUGAUAAAAUUAAUUGCAAAUUUUUUUCGUCUCACAUCUCGACCCCAAUGGGCUUUGUAUCAGUACCAUGUAGACUACAAUCCUGAGAUGGAAGCACGCCGCCUUCGAUCAGCUUUGCUCUUUCAGCAUGAAGACCUAAUUGGGAAGACACAUGCAUUUGAUGGAUCAAUAUUAUUCUUGCCCAAAAGACUGUCGAAUAAGGUUACUGAAGUAUUUUCUAAGACCCGAAAUGGAGAAGAUGUGAGGAUCACGAUCACAUUGACUAAUGAGUUACCACCUACUUCACCUACAUGUCUGCAGUUUUACAACAUCAUUUUUAGAAGGCUUUUGAAGAUGAUGAAUUUGCAGCAAAUUGGACGUAACUAUUACAACCCCAAGGACCCAGUCAGCAUCCCUAAUCACAGGUUGAUGGUUUGGCCAGGCUUCACAAGUUCUAUUCUCCAGUAUGAGGAGAACAUUAUGUUAUGUGCAGAUGUGAGCCAUAAGAUUCUUCGCAGUGAAACAGUCUUGGAUUCUAUGUACAGCCUCUAUGAACAGGUUGAAGAGAGAAGAUUUAGAGAUGCCUGUGCAAAGGAGCUGAUAGGUGUAAUUGUUCUUACAAAGUACAAUAACAGAACAUACAGAGUUGAUGACAUCGACUGGGAUGCCAAUCCGCAGUGUACUUUCAGACGAGCAGACGGCUCUGAAAUCAGCUAUAUAGACUACUACAGAAGGCAAUAUAAUCAAGAAAUCAGUGACUUGAACCAGCCUGUCUUGAUCAGUCAGUGCCGGAGGAAGAGAGGAAAUGUGAUGGUAGGACCUGUGGUUCUGAUCCCAGAACUGUGCUAUCUAACAGGAUUAACUGAGAAGAUGAGGAAUGAUUUUAACAUGAUGAAGGACUUGUCUGUUCAUACACGACUUUCGCCUGAGCAAAGACAACGUGAAAUUGGGAAGCUUAUUGACUACAUGAAAAAAGAUGAAUGUGUUCAGAAGGAACUCCGGGACUGGGGUUUAAGCUUUGAUUCUAACUUACUAUCCUUUACGGGAAGAGUUGUUCAAGCAGAAAAGAUCCUUCAGUCAGGAAACGUGUUUGAUUACAAUCCUCAGUUUGCUGACUGGUCACGGGAAACCAGGGUGGCUCCCUUAAUCCGCGCCAAGCCUUUGGACAACUGGCUGCUGAUCUACACACGGCGCAACUACGAUGCUGCCAAUACGUUACUGCAGAACCUGUUCAAAGUCACACCAUCCAUGGGAAUCAGGAUGAACAAGGCAACCAUGAUUGAAGUGGAUGAUAGAACAGAAGCUUAUUUAAGGGUUUUGCAACAAAGUAUUACUCCAGACACGAACAUAGCAGUUUGUAUUUUGUCUAGUACCCGAAAGGAUAAGUAUGAUGCCAUCAAGAAAUACCUAUGUACGGAUUGUCCCAUUCCAAGUCAGUGUGUGAUUGCUCGUACUUUAAGCAAGCCUCAGACAACUCUGGCCAUAGUGACAAAAAUUGCCUUGCAAAUGAACUGUAAGAUGGGUGGAGAACUUUGGAGUGUUGAGAUCCCACUGAAACAAUUAAUGAUUGUGGGCAUUGAUUGUUACCAUGAUACUUUAGCUGGAAAGCAGUCGAUUGCUGGAUUUGUCGCUAGCCUGAAUGAAACAAUGACAAGGUGGUUUUCACGCUGUGUUGUUCAAAGCCGUGGGCAGGAACUUGUGGAUGGGCUCAAAGCCUGCUUGCAAACUGCUCUAAGAGAAUGGUUCAAGUGGAAUAAGUAUUUGCCCUCUCGCAUUAUUGUGUAUCGUGAUGGUGUAGGAGAUGGGCAGCUCAAUACUUUGGUGAAUUAUGAAGUGCCUCAGUUUCUGGAUUGCUUGAAGACCGUUGGUAAAGACUACAAUCCAAGACUGACUGUGAUUGUUGUGAAGAAACGAGUGAGUACCAGAUUCUUUGCACAGGUUGCUGGAGGACUUAAAAACCCACCCCCUGGUACUGUUGUUGAUAUAGAGGUGACCAGACCAGAAUGGUAUGAUUUCUUUAUUGUGAGUCAGGCAGUGAGAAAUGGCUGUGUCGCACCCACUCAUUAUAACGUAAUAUAUGACACAAGCAAGCUGAAACCAGAUCACGUGCAACGUUUAACCUACAAACUUUGCCACAUGUACUAUAACUGGUCGGGUGUUAUCAGAGUACCUGCUCCUUGCCAGUAUGCCCAUAAACUGGCUUUCCUUGUAGGACAGAGCAUUCACAGGGAACCAAAUAUGUUGCUUUCAGACAGACUUUACUACCUCUGAAGUUACCAGUUUAACCAAAAAAGUUCCUUUCUUGGGAAGUUAGAAGUGUAUGGUUUGGGUUGGUUUGUUUGUUCCCAUGAGACACGUGCAUGAGUACGUGCAGCUGUGGGACUUUAUUUUCACUGUAGCAGGAAAAAGAUUGAAGAUAGCAGACCUGUGUUUUGAAUAAGACUUUAUUCAACUGCAUAGAGGAAAACAUUGUUAGAAACUGCUACAGGUUCAUAGGUGGAAUGAAUGCAGUUUGCUGGUUGAGAUUGUUCAUUAUUUUUCUCAUUUAACAAAUGUUCACUUAAUUUCCUGUGAGGAGCAUCAGUAUCUACAUCAGCACUGACUUGGGGAAAAAAAAAAAAAAGUUGUGCUAUUUACAAGGCUUUUUGGUUUUUCACUUCCAAAUAUUUGGAAGGGUUUAGGUGUCCGUUCAGAUUGUAAUUCUGAGGUUCUUGCUGGUAACUGUUGAGCAGGAAUGGCUUAAUUUGUAAGGCAAAACAUGGACUCCUUCAGCUGUUGUGUUACCAGCUAUCCUGUUAAACUCGCUCAGACAGAAGUGUUUGAUUAGUGCUGUUUUUUUGAAACUGACUCACAAACUCUGUUACUUUUCUUUGCAAGAUUCAAAUAAAGUUG